ACCACUUCGAGACCAAAGUUAAACACCUUAUCUGUGCUGCUUAUCGAGUUUUUAUCGAACUGUUUUGAAAACACGGGUAUUGACGCGUGAUCUCGUGAACACUAUUUAUCCGUCGAUUUGUUGCAGAAUUUCCUGUUGAAUACACUCGUGCAGGCUAGCUAUACCCAUCGCGUUUCACUGCUGUCACAUGCACAGCGAUCCGGGCAGUGGAAGCGCAACGCAGACCUUUCCACUCGUCAGUCUCCUCAGACUGCCUGCAUUGUGGCACCGUUCCGUGUGAGCAGAGAGCGGCUUGGGCAAAGAGCUCCGUCCAGAUCACAAUCCGCGUUUCAGAGCCCUCAUAGAAGGACAUCGCAUGAGUAGAAACACAGCAGUCAUCGAUAAUCAGAAGAAACUCAGGACCAGAACCGCCACGGCUCAUCAGACAGUACCACUGCGCAGUUUCUAGUGUUCAGAUCCUGUGUUUUUUAGUUUUUUUUUUUUACCUCUAAGCCUGCCUGUGUGAGCAGGUAUAGGGUAUCCACAGCGUGGACUGACUGUGUAAAAAGUUGUGUGCGCAGCGCAUUCUGGAGAGGGAUGAGUGUGUCCAAUGAUUCGGAAGGAAGUCCAAAUCGGACGACAAUCGAUGAAAACAACAGCGUGGUCCCUAGCGCCGUGCUGUUCGCCCUGGGGGUAGUGGGCAACCUCAUCGCCCUGUGCAUCUUAUACCGGCACAAGCACAAUAGCAACCGCGUCUCCGUCUUCUACGUGCUAGUCACCGGCUUGGUCUGGACCGACUUGCUGGGGAAGCUGGUGAUCAGCCCCAUGGUCCUGGCCUGUUACAUUACAAGGCAGCGCUUGGCACACGGCAUGCAGUGCAACGCGUUCGGUGCGCUCAUGGUUUUUUUCGGCUUGUGCUCAAUGUUCAUCCUGCUUGCAAUGGCUGUGGAGUGCUGGCUCUCUAUCGGGCACCCAUAUUUUUACCAGCGGCAUGUGAACCGCAGGAAGGUGCUUCUGAUGUUCCCGUUCAUCUAUCUGUUUAGUCUGCUGUUCUGCGCCUUGCCGCUGAUCCUCGGGGAUGAGUUCGGCAAGUACAAGACGUAUUCCCCGCACACCUGGUGCUACAUCGCCAUGAAGCGGCCGCAUCACAUGUACUCGGUGCUGUUCGGAUCUCUGACGGGCAUGCUGAUACUCUUGAUCGUAGCGUUCAACCUCUCGGUGAUGAUCAGCCUCCUGAAGAUGUAUAAACUGUCCCGCAAACAGAAAAUACGGUGCGCGUCUUUCGAGGGAGCCGAGAACCAGCGAGCCCGGGCUCCGCACAACGGCCACGCCGAGGAGAUCGACCACCUGGUCCUGCUGGCGCUCAUCACCGUCAUCUUUAUAAUCUGCUCAGUCCCAGUCACUGUGCGCACAUACAUUGGAGCCUCCCAAGUAAGCGAUAACGAUGAAGCCAAGGACCUGUUGGCGCUGCGGUUCCUCUCGGUGAACUCCAUCGUGGAUCCCUGGGUCUUCAUCAUCUUCCGCACCUCUCUCUUCCGGACGAUGGCUCACAAGCUGUACGACAAGCUGUGCCACACCAGGGCCCGGCACAGUGUGCAGCAGGGAACUCCUGACAAGCCAGCACAGCAGCAGGACCUGGCUGCCUAGCCCAGCGUGUGGGAAACGCAGAGGGUUCAUUGAAAUCCGUAACUGGGAACGAAGGCUGUGGUUUUCAAUGGCGUCCCGACAGGACAUUGUGACGUCACGGCUCGCUCGUUUAGUCCAUUGCAGGACCUUCAGGGUAAUGGUCAUGCCUCCCACACCAGUGUCACCUUCUUCGUGACGAGUGACUCGAAUGUGGGUCACAGUGUUGUUCUUGUUCUAGAGCUGGCGUCUCGCUGUUUCAUCUGUGGAACAACUCGGAGAGCAGCUGAGCGAGGCUGUAGACAGUGAAGACACAGACACAGCACUACUGUAUUAGACUUUGAGGCUUGAUCAUUAUGAAUCUCUUUUAAUGGCUGAAGUUCAAUCAAAAACCUCGAUAACAUGGCUGUCAUUGUUAGAUAACAUGUCUGUAUUGGGCUGCUUCAGUACAACAAGGCUAACACUGAACUUAGAAUUUAGAUUCAGAACACUAAUGCCUCCAUUCUGAAGGCAAAUUUCAGAGAGGUACUGUAAGUAUAUAAGGGUACCUACUUUUGUAAGAAAACAUGGGUGCACGUUUGUGAAGUGUUUCCUCUGGUCUUUAAGCUGUAACACUUUAUAACCCAUUUGCCUCCGUUACUCAUUUAUUAAUUCAGUGCAUGUCAGCUAACAACCAGCAGAUCUGCAAUAAGGGUUUAUUAAGACUGAUAUUGGCAGUUUCCAGCUCCAGCAGAUAUCUGACAUAACCUGCGUAAAACAUGUGCUAUUAAGUUCUGGAAUAAUACUGAUGUUGUGAACUUCAAUAAAUGGGUAAUAGAGGCAGAUGAAAUCCUUGGUGAUAGCAGAUACUGACAUCACGACCCCUGCAGGAGACUCUUUCCAUGAGCUGACAAGGGGAUCGUCCACUGACGAGCAAUGAGCGCCACUAAAACCCCACACCUGACAGGAGAAAGCACUAGGGAAGCAAUUGGAAGCCUUGAACUUAAAAUAGAUUUGUAGCACAUUUCAAGUGCAAACCCAGCACUUUAUCUAAGCACUGAGCUCCUGAAACCCACUGCGGUAGCUUCCACUCCAGACACUGAGGCAGUACUACAAGCCAUGUUAAAAGCAGUGUGCCGAUCAAGAGAGACAACGUGCCACGCAACCCAUUCCAAACAUGCACAAUUGCUCUCUUAUAGCUAGGUCACGAUAGCUUGCCAGCACAUAAACACAAAUGAAUUUCACAGUGCACUGUUUCCUGUACAGUCGUUUCCUGUGCCAGCACUCCUGGUAGACACACCACUGACCCUGUAGAUAUGAAUAGAGGAACGUUAAGGAUACAUUAGUGGAUUUUAGAUAUGUAUUGUAUUGUAUUGUAUUGUAUUGUAUUGUAUUAAAAAAGACUAUUGGACCAGAUUCACAACAGGCAGUUUCGCCAGUGCAAAAACGAAAUGUUAAUGAUCCUUCAGGGGCUGCUUGCUGCUUUCCUGUAUCAUUUUAACUAGUAGGUUUUCAGUUUAAAAAUAAUCUGGCGCAAGCUUAAAAUGCUUUGUGAAUCUGGCCCCCUUCGGUGUAAAAUAAUGACUCUGCUUGUGAAACGUUUAAGUAUUGGAGGUAUGAUGCAGAUGCAUCUCCUCUCAUGUCAGUAUGUGUUGCAUUAAUAACACUGUUAGUACUGUCUGUAUGUCAAUGGUGUGGGCAGCAGUGUGGAGUAGUGGUUAGGGCUCUGGACUCUUGACCGGAGGGUCGUGGGUUCAAUCCCAGGCGGGGGACGCUGCUGCUGUACCCUUGAGCAAGGUACUGUACCUAGAUUGCUCCCGUAAAAACCCAACUGUAUAAAUGGGUAAUUGUAUGUAAAAUUAAUAUAAUUGUAUGUAAAAAUAAUGUGAUAUCUUGUAACAAUUGUAAGUCGCCCUGGAUAAGGGCGUCUGCUAAGAAAUUAACAAUAAUAUUUGCAUGCAAGUGUAAAGAGCAAGGUGAGCCAGGAUAGUCAGUGGCAUUGCUGAAGUACAGCCUACAUGGUAUGUAUGUAAAUGUGGUUAGCUGUGGUGCAUGAUGUGACUUUAUUGAGUGUCCUCAGUGUAUAUAUAUAAUAAUUGUAAGCCUAAUGUGUCUGAGAAAUGUUGUUUUCACGUGCUUGUUGUUGUUUAUUGUACCUGAUGUACAAUGUGAUGUUUACCACAGAACAGCUGGAGAUGUACAGUAAAGGCCUAUUCUAUUCAAA
Messenger RNA from Acipenser ruthenus (sterlet), 3805 nucleotides. RefSeq names its product prostaglandin D2 receptor-like. Gene Ontology annotation, molecular function: prostaglandin D receptor activity. Gene Ontology annotation, biological process: G protein-coupled receptor signaling pathway; positive regulation of cytosolic calcium ion concentration; inflammatory response. Bases 577 to 1626 code for a protein of 349 amino acids. The record is from RefSeq and is a predicted model, not a curated record. The transcript has 2 exons. Lineage: Eukaryota; Metazoa; Chordata; Actinopteri; Acipenseriformes; Acipenseridae. Gene Ontology annotation, cellular component: plasma membrane.